Salmo salar (Atlantic salmon) is the source of this 3791-nucleotide messenger RNA. Lineage: Eukaryota; Metazoa; Chordata; Actinopteri; Salmoniformes; Salmonidae. The record is from RefSeq and is a predicted model, not a curated record.
AUGCUUUGUCUUCUUCUUUAACGGACUGCGUGGUUUUACUCAGUUUCAUUACAUUAGCUAUAGGCUACCACAUGAAUGCAUAAUAUAUAAACAAUUUGCACAUCACAUUCCAAAACAAGUACUUGCAUGGUGGCUUCAAUGACAGGUUUAGAUACUCUGCGGUGCCUUGUUAGGUCGAGAGCUCAACUACGAUAUCCACAAUCCCUUUCGCAUCAUACGCGGCAGGUUUUUAUCGGAUCAGAGUACGCUACAAUUCAAAACGAGACGUCUCUGUUUAUGUUCAACAUUACUCCAACACAUUACUCUGCCGUCGGCACGGAGAGCGAAGCAUUUAAAAAAAAAACAUGUAUUUUGGGGAAUGUAACUUUGUACAGGAAGAAAGCCAACACGAAAACGUCGUAUGAUUGGCCAUUCUGACUCUUUUUUGUAUGAAACGUUGAGAGAUUUGUUGACAAAUUGCCUUUGUUAGCUAGUAAACAAGCUAGCGCAGGGAAGUUGGGCUGAAGCGGCUGGUGGUGGAUUGUUGUCAGCCGCUCACUGAGCGGUGUGUCUCGGAGGAGGACAGACUCGACGGGAACCACCUCAUCGACUCCGCUGGUUGCGGCGGCGACAACCAACAGGCACAUGCAGGAUGAGGAGGCGGAGCUGAGGCUCAGCUGACCCCACCCCUUUAGUGUGACCUCCCUCCUACCCUCACCCAUCCAUCCAGCCAGCCGGGCCCAUGUUCUCUCCAGAGCAGGAAAAUAUCUCCCCCUCCUCCACCUCUUCCUCCAAAGUGCCAGUGAAAUAUGGAGAGCUCAUGGUGCUGGGGUACAAUGGCUCUCUACCCAACGGUGAUCGAGGCAGGAGGAAAAGCCGUUUCAGUCUGUCUAGGAGGCCCAAGGCUAAUGGUGUCAGACCCAGCACAGUGCACGCUGCCUGCACCGCACAGGCAGCUAAGGCUAUCAGCAACAAGGACCAACACAGCAUCUCCUACACGUUAUCCAGAGGUCAGACGGUGGUGGUGGAGUAUACUCAUGAUAACAACACAGACAUGUUCCAGAUUGGUCGCUCCACAGAGAGCCCUAUAGACUUUGUGGUAACCGACACGGUGGCAGGGAGCCAGAGUAACUCAGACACCCAGUCAGUCCAGAGCACCAUCUCUCGCUUCGCCUGCCGUGUCAUGUGUCAGAGGACGCCCCCCUACACCGCACGCAUCUACGCUGCCGGCUUCGACAGCUCCAAGAACAUCUUCCUAGGGGAGAAGGCAGCUAAAUGGAAGACGUGUGACAGUCAGAUGGACGGACUGACCACCAACGGCGUGCUGGUGAUGCACCCUCGCCACGGCUUCACAGAGGACUCCAAACCGGGCGUCUGGAGAGAGAUCUCCGUCUGCGGAAACGUCUUCACCCUCCGAGAGACCCGCUCCGCUCAGCAGCGGGGCAAGAUGGUGGAGGCAGAGAGCCAGGAGCUGGUGGAUGGCUCUCUGAUAGACCUGUGUGGUGCCACGCUCCUGUGGCGCACGGCCGAGGGCCUGAGCCGCACCCCCACCGUCAAACACCUGGAGGCGCUACGUCAGGAAAUCAACGCAGCCAGGCCCCAGUGUCCCGUCGGCUUCAACACCCUGGCCUUCCCCUCCAUGAGACGCAAGGACACCCCAGAUGAGAAGCAGCCGUGGGUCUAUCUCCAGUGUGGCCACGUCCAUGGUUACCACAACUGGGGGAGCCACCGGGACAGAGACAGGCUGGACCGGGACCAGGAGGAGAGGGAGCAGGGCCGGAGCAGGGAGUGUCCUAUGUGUCGAGCCAGUGGGCCGUACGUUCCCCUCUGGUUGGGCUGCGAGGCAAGCUUCUAUCUGGACACGGCUCCGCCCACCCAUGCCUUCUCACCGUGUGGUCACGUGUGUUCUGAGAAGACGGCUGUGUUCUGGAGUCAGAUCCCGCUGCCGCACGGAACACACACCUUCCACGCCGCCUGUCCCUUCUGCGCCCAGCAACUGAGCGGCGAGCAGGGAUACGUUAGACUCAUCUUCCAGGGCCCACUCGACUAGGGGGACUAUUUGUCCUUGGUCGGAACUACUUUCUUUUUGGUCGCAAAGGAACGACGCUUCUAACAAAAAGCAUAUAACUUCCAACUCCCUGGGAUUUUGGGGCGGGGGGAUUUUCUGGACUAUUCUCUCUGUUUCUGUUUGUCUCUCUGUUUUUAAGUGACCUUUUCUAUUUUUGAUUUUUAUUGGGAAUGAAAACAAAGAUUUCUAUAUUUUCAUGUGAAACAGAAAAAGAAACCAAAACACUACUGGGGGAUAUAAUUGAGUUUCUGAAAGAACUGUAAACUGUAUUUAUCUAUUGUACUAACAUAUGACCACAUAUGGGUUUAUUCUCCUUUAUUGUUGCAAUAUCCAUCCGUAUCCAUGUUUAAGACUUAAAGUCCUUUAUUUCUGCCCAGACUUCAUAAUAACUCAACUCCAAAAUGAAGACAAGCUACAUUAGUUAUUCUCCUUUACUCUUCUUGGUCAAUAUGCUUCACUUCAAUACUCUUUUAACAUUUUUAUUGUGCUAUUAGACUAUAAUAAUAGCAGAUUUCAAGGUCAAGGGUCGUAUUCACUAGAAGCAAACAGGAAGGAACCUACCUCAAUUGGUCUAAUGAGAAACGUUUGUUUUCCGUUGCGAAACGUUUUGCUACGGUAUCCAGUAAUGAGUACGACCAAGGUGUGUUUUGGGGGUUCAGUUUUGUGUAUAGCGGUGUGUGUGUGUGUCCCUCCCCCCACAUCAUGUAUCUAUUGAGUAUCCAUGACAACGUCCUGUCAUAUUGAAACCUCUGUGUUGUCUGUCUGAUGGGGAGUUCUGGCUGUGUGUAAGGGGUGAAGUUUCCCCGAAGUACAGAUCUAGGAUCCGCUUCCCCUCCCCCAAUUCUAACCUGAACCAUUAGUGGGGAAAAUGUGAAACUGACUCAAGAUCAGCAUCUAGGGGCAACUCCACCCUACACCGUGUUAUAACUGUUAAUUUUUUCCCACAAGGCAUUGCCAUGACCUUUCACAUUUGAAGCAAUAGAUUUGGACGCAGACUUCCUACUUUUCGAGCAACUUGGGAUUUGUAGUCCCUUGAUUGGUUAGAUAGAUUGACAGCUAUGUGAUUGCUGUCUGUAGUUAUGAAUGAGUGUUGAACACACACACACACACUGUUGCCUGUGUAAAGACAGACCGGUCAUGUUGAAUGUCAUUCUCUUCUUAAGUAUCUAGUCGUCACGAUAAUUCUGAAUGGAACAGUAUUUAUAGGGACAAAAUACCUCAGUGUAAAAAGUAGUCCUGAACUUCAACCUUCAGAAUUCAGUGGGGGAGGGGCAUUACUUAGUAUAAAUUGUCUAUGGAUGGUAUUUGAUCAUGUUUUUACUCUGAGUGUGUAUUUUGUGUACAGUAUUUUGUGGGUUGGUUCUUAUAUCCUUUUUGGGACCUAAAAUCCCGACAGUCCCCACAAGGCUAGUAAAACAAGGGAAAUUCUCCCUCAUGGGGACAUUUACCACAUCCUCAUGAAUACAAAGGCAAUUUUAAGCUCAGCUGUUAAGUUUAGGGAAAAUAGGAUUUUGAAUGGAAAUGAAUUUUAGGUCCCCACGUGGGUAGAAGAACAUAGUGUGUGUCAGUAUGUGUUGUAUUGUGUACAGAUGGUAUCUCCACUCUCUCUGAAUCUGACUGAUACUCACCUCAGGGAGAACACACACACACCUGUCUGGUCCAUAGAUACACACACACACACACACACACACACACACCUGUCUGGCCCAUAGAUAUACACACACACACCUGUCUGGCCCAUAGA